AUGCCUUUGUCCCCGGGCCCAGACAUGUCCGACACCACGGCCCGUCGACUGAGCAACCACUUCUUCCGCUUGCCCAUCGAGCUGCGCCAUCACGUCUAUUCGUACAUUGUCCCGUCCAGAGUCCACGUCCACCUCGGCAAGAGAGGCACCCUCUGCGUCUCGACAUGCGUCAAUCCCGCGUCCCGCGGGGACCGUUUCUGCUUCGACCGUCGAUCGACAGGUGACCCUUCCGCCGAGGUCUGGGGACGCCGUCUCAACUCCUCCUGGGGUAGCCAUUGGAGAUGCGAAGAAGUCGCCUUGGCCUCGGGACUCGACCCGGUCGACGUCGGCGCCCACCACCAUGACUCGGCUCGAGCGCUGAUGAGCACCUGCAAGCAAAUAUACCAAGAUGUCGCGUACCUGAUGGCCGUACACCUGGCCAUCCACAUCACCGACAUUGCCACCCUCGACUUCCUCCUCGACCCUGCCAACGCAGCGGCCGGCACAACCUCCGCCAGCAACCUCUUCGCGCGCACCUUCCCUCUCACCCGGAACCUCACCCUUGCCUUCAGGCUCUCACCCAAAGUCUACCAGGACAUAGCGGCGCUUUCGUCGCAGCCCGAGCUGUCCAACGGCCCGUCCCCCGCACACAUGUGGAUGCGUGUGUGGCGCAAAACGGCCGGCAUGGCUUCCCUGCGCACUCUCGACAUCACCAUCGACCACGGCUCCAAAUCGUCCUGGUCCACGCUCGACGAACAGGCCGUCCUGUCCACCCUUCUUCCCCUGGCCUCUGCCCCCCCGCGACUUGCUCUGACCAUCCACGUCCCGCACUCACCCGCCUCGCCGGCACCGGGGCCCCGAUCCGAGGGCCGACCGGACCUCAUCCCCAUCCUAUCGCGAGUCGAGAGAUACGCGAGGCAGCGGUUCUUCACGGAGAAGAGACAAGACGGGAGCGUCGGGUUAGUGUACGAGGAGGAUGCGCAGAAGAUGAUGGACAUUCCGGGCCAAGAUGCAGCAGAGAUGCAGCGGGCCGCUGAAUGGAUCAUGCACAUUUGGUUCCAAGGCGUCGACCUGGACUACCUUGCCAUGACGGAGUCGUGCGACGGCGGCAUGAGCCACGUGGGGGCAUGA
Ustilaginoidea virens is the source of this 1110-nucleotide messenger RNA. RefSeq lists its product as uncharacterized. The transcript is spliced from 2 exons. The record is from RefSeq and is a predicted model, not a curated record. Bases 1 to 1110 code for a protein of 369 amino acids. Lineage: Eukaryota; Fungi; Ascomycota; Sordariomycetes; Hypocreales; Clavicipitaceae.